Colias croceus (clouded yellow) is the source of this 447-nucleotide messenger RNA. RefSeq names its product nuclear nucleic acid-binding protein C1D (gene Rrp47). Bases 1 to 447 code for a protein of 148 amino acids. Lineage: Eukaryota; Metazoa; Arthropoda; Insecta; Lepidoptera; Pieridae. Gene Ontology annotation, molecular function: RNA binding; DNA binding. The record is from RefSeq and is a predicted model, not a curated record. Gene Ontology annotation, cellular component: nucleolus; exosome (RNase complex). Gene Ontology annotation, biological process: regulation of gene expression; maturation of 5.8S rRNA. The transcript has a single exon.
AUGGAACAAUCGACAAAGUUAAACUGGGAUCUGAAAUAUGGUGAGUUAGCCAAAGACGAAGAUUUCGUAAACAAAUGCGAAAAUCUCAAGGAGAAUCUAAUUGAAGUUCAACAAGUACUUGAUAAACUUCUUCCGUUGAAAUCACAAUACGAUAAAAUGCCACUACCGGCACAAAUUGAAUUAGAUUUGUUCCUUGUAUUCACUUUGAAUUCUCUGCACUGGAUCCAUUUAAGAAUACAGGGAAUAGAUCCGUCAACGACUCCUUUAAUGCACGAGCUUCAACGAGUAAAGGCCGCUAUUAAAAAAUGGCAGGAGGUCCAGGAUCGUGAUAAGAGACCCACUAUGGACAUUGAGGCGGCAAAGAGGUUCAUUAAGAGCGGUUUGUAUGAACCAUAUCGCGCAACAGGCCAGCCGCAAAACAAAAAAAUUAAAUUCUCAGAUGAUUAA